Messenger RNA from Chlorocebus sabaeus (green monkey), 349 nucleotides. RefSeq names its product tachykinin precursor 4 (gene TAC4). Gene Ontology annotation, biological process: positive regulation of cytosolic calcium ion concentration; inflammatory response; tachykinin receptor signaling pathway. Gene Ontology annotation, molecular function: substance P receptor binding. The record is from RefSeq and is a predicted model, not a curated record. Lineage: Eukaryota; Metazoa; Chordata; Mammalia; Primates; Cercopithecidae.
AUGCUGCCUUGCCUCAUCCUGCUUCUCCUGAUGGAGCUGUCCGUGUGCACUGUGGCAGGUGAUGGUGAAGUGGAACUCAGCACCAAAGCAGAGACCUGGAUAACUGUGGCCUUGGAGGAAGGCGCUGGCCCCAGCAUUCAGCUCCAGCUGCAGGAGGUGAAGACGGGCAAAGCAAGCCAGUUCUUUGGGCUGAUGGGGAAGCAAGUGGGAGGAAGACCUCUGAUCCAGCCAAGGAGAAAAAAAGGCAGAGAGGAUGACGCCCAAGGUUCAGAGUAAAAGCCCCCACUGCAGACUUCCCAGAGGACGUUGUGCCGCUUCUUCCUACCUGGAUGUCACAGCUGACAAGCCG